AUGGAAAAGUUUAAUCACACUGUUUCUGAGUUCAUCCUAGUGGGCUUCACCCGAGAUCCUGUGAUGCAGUUGGUGCUUUUUGUCCUUUUCCUUGUGGUGUACUUUGUGACAGUGGUGGGGAACAUCACUCUGAUAGUGUUAAUCUAUAUAGACUCCCGGCUGCACACCCCCAUGUAUUUCUUCAUCGGGAACUUGUCUUUUCUGGAUCUCUGGUAUUCCACUGUUUAUGCUCCCAAAAUCAUGGUGACAUGUGUGUCUGAGGACAAGAGCAUCUCUUUUGCUGGGUGUGCAGCUCAGUUCUUCUUCUCAGGUGGGCUAGCUUACAGUGAAUGCUACUUAUUAGCUGCCAUGGCAUACGAUCGUUAUAAGGCUAUCUCCAACCCACUGCUCUAUGCUCAAGUCAUGACUCGAAAGGUCUGUGUAAGUCUUGUAGCAGCUUCGUAUCUUGGAGCUUUUGUUAUCUGUGGCAUCUUUACAUGUGAAACAUUCACCAUGACUUUCUGUGGGGAUAAUGUCAUUGAUGACUUCUUCUGUGACCUACCACCCUUGGUCAAGCUGGCAUGUGAUGUGAAAGCCAGUUACCACAUUUUGCUUUAUUUUGUGUUAGCUUCCAAUGUCCUUACACCAAUAGUGUUUAUCCUGGCCUCUUAUAUUUUCAUCAUUGUUGCCAUCUUGAGGAUUCACUCCACUGAGGGUCAACUCAAAGCCUUCUCUACUUGCUCUUCUCAUUUGAUCUCUGUCACUUUGUACUUUGGCUCCAUUCUCUAUAUUUAUUAUCGUCCCAGUUCUAGCUAUUCCUUGGAGCAGGAUAAAAUUGUCUCCUUAUUUUAUACUGUGGUCUUCCCCAUGUUGAACCCCAUGAUCUAUAGUCUGAGGAACAAAGAUGUGAAAGAAGCCUUGAGGAAACUCUUCAAGAUGUCAGCUUCCUGA
Molecule: messenger RNA, 930 nt
Organism: Dromiciops gliroides (monito del monte)
Lineage: Eukaryota; Metazoa; Chordata; Mammalia; Microbiotheria; Microbiotheriidae
Product: olfactory receptor 1013-like
Exons: 1
Coding region: 1-930 (309 amino acids)
Biological process (GO): G protein-coupled receptor signaling pathway; sensory perception of smell
Cellular component (GO): membrane
Molecular function (GO): olfactory receptor activity; G protein-coupled receptor activity; odorant binding
Source: RefSeq, a predicted model, not a curated record